CGGGCCGCCGCCGCCGCUCCCCGUUGCGCACGCCCGUUGCGCUGCUGUGCCGUGCCGAGCCGUGCUAAGAGCCGUGCCGAGCCGUGCUGAGAGCCGUGCCGUGCCGGGCCAGCCCUGCGCAUUGUGGCUCCGCCGGCGGGGGGCGAAGAUGGCCGAGAAGCAGAAGCACGACGGGCGGGUGAAGAUCGGCCACUACGUGCUGGGCGACACGCUGGGGGUCGGCACCUUCGGCAAAGUCAAGAUUGGCGAACACCAGCUGACAGGGCACAAAGUGGCAGUAAAAAUACUAAACAGACAGAAAAUACGCAGCCUGGAUGUGGUUGGGAAGAUCAAACGAGAAAUUCAAAACUUGAAACUCUUCCGGCACCCUCAUAUUAUCAAACUGUACCAGGUCAUCAGCACACCAACAGACUUCUUCAUGGUCAUGGAAUAUGUAUCUGGCGGAGAAUUAUUUGAUUACAUCUGUAAGCAUGGACGUGUUGAAGAGGCAGAGGCUCGACGCCUUUUCCAGCAGAUUCUCUCCGCAGUGGAUUACUGUCACCGACACAUGGUUGUCCACCGAGACCUGAAACCGGAGAACGUGCUGCUGGACGCACACAUGAAUGCGAAGAUAGCUGAUUUUGGAUUGUCCAACAUGAUGUCAGAUGGUGAAUUUCUUCGCACCAGCUGUGGUUCCCCAAAUUAUGCAGCCCCUGAAGUCAUCUCUGGAAGGCUGUACGCCGGCCCGGAGGUGGACAUCUGGAGCUGUGGCGUUAUCCUCUACGCCCUUCUCUGCGGCACGCUGCCCUUCGAUGACGAGCACGUCCCCACGCUCUUCAAGAAGAUCCGGGGAGGUGUGUUUUACAUCCCCGAGUACCUCAACCGCUCUGUUGCCACGCUGCUCAUGCACAUGCUGCAGGUUGACCCCCUCAAGCGAGCAACCAUCAAGGACAUCAGGGAACACGAAUGGUUUAAGGAAGAGCUGCCCAGUUACCUCUUCCCAGAGGACCCUUCCUACGACGCCACCGUCAUUGACGACGACGCAGUUCGGGAGGUCUGUGAGAAAUUUGAAUGCACGGAGUCAGAGGUGAUGAACAGCCUGUACAGUGGUGACCCGCAGGACCAGCUGGCAGUCGCCUACCACCUUGUCAUCGACAACCGGAGGAUCAUGAACCAAGCCAGCGAGUUCUACCUCGCCUCCAGUCCCCCCACUGGCUCCUUCAUGGAUGACAGCACCAUGCACAUCCCUCCUGGCGUGAAGCCGCACCCCGAGCGGAUGCCACCUUUGAUAGCGGACAGCCCCAAGGCACGGUGCCCUUUGGAUGCACUCAACACCACAAAGCCCAAACCCCUGACUGUCAAAAAGGCCAAGUGGCAUCUGGGGAUCCGCAGCCAGAGCAAGCCCUAUGACAUUAUGGCCGAGGUGUACCGCGCUAUGAAACAGCUGGAUUUUGAGUGGAAGGUGGUGAACUCCUACCAUCUCAGAGUGCGCAGAAAGAACCCGGUGACGGGCAACUACGUGAAAAUGAGUCUGCAGCUCUACCAGGUGGACAACCGCAGCUAUCUCCUGGACUUCAAAAGCAUUGAUGACGAGGUGAUGGAACAGAGGUCUGGCUCAUCCACCCCACAGCGCUCGUGCUCUGCUGCAGGCUUGCACCGGCCGAGACUGAGCAUUGAUGCCGCAGCAGCCACCGAGUGCCAGUCGCUGAUGGGGUCCCUGAGCGGCUCCUUCGUGGGCAGCAUCCCCUCGGUGCCCCCGCGCCUGGGCAGCCACACCAUGGACUUCUUCGAGAUGUGCGCCAGCCUGAUCAUGGCUCUGGCUCGCUGAGCCAGGCACCGCUCCCCCAGCACACGGUAUCGCACUGUGAGGAUCGGGUCUGACGUGGCCGUUCCUUCUUUCUUCUUCUUCCUUCGUCCUCCUCACCGCUCCAUAGCCUGCGACACAGAACCAAUUCCUUUUUUAAAAGAUCCAAAAUGUACUCCUUUGUACUCUCAAAGGAUCCAGUCCCCUCUAACAAGGCAUUGAGGAAAUCAGGAAUAACUUAAUUUCACUCAUUAGACCUGGGUGAAAUGUAUACAGUGAACUUUUCCUUGUGAACCAAAUGGGAAACAUGGGCAUGGCUUUAAAGUAGCAAACAUAUCACUGACUUUUUGGUAGACACCUUCCUCCUGGUUGAUCCUGAAUUUACAGAGCUGUGGCCAAGCAUCUCUUUCUACGACACACACAGUGUGCAGCGAGGUUCAUGUCGAAACCCCGGUGCUGCUCCAAGCAGGGGGAGGAUGUGAGCCUCUGGCAAUGCUUUUCUCCUAAAUCCAGCAGCUGCUGAAGUGCUCCUGCAGCAGGAGCACUUCUACCCUGUGUUCUUUUUCCCCUACUAAAGAAGGGUGAGGGGUGGGAUGUGCAAAGCUCCCAUUGCAGAUGUGGGACAGGAUGCUCCCGAGCCCCCCCAAAUCCAGCACUUUGUCCUCAAUAUUCUCGUGGAGGGGGAGCUUCCCUGCACACUCGAGAGCCAGCAGCAUGGCCCUGGCACAUUUACCUCUCACCUUUCCCGUAGGAAGCUUUUGGCCAUCGUCACCACCCCAAAACCUCUGCCAAAGCCGCCUGCCUUCGCCCACCGGAGGAUCUGAGAACAAAGAGCUCUGCUGUCCUGAUGCUGAAGGGGCUGGGACCUCGCCGCUCCACGGAGAAGGCAGGGAUAUCUUGAACAUUUCACUGUUCCUUUACUAUCUGAAGGAUAGGAUUUUAUACUUUCAGACAAACUGUGGGGAUUUUUAAGGUUAAAAUUCUUGUUAUUUGAGGGUAAAGUCUAGUGCACGUGUGACGACUUCUUUGUUUAAAAGAGUUACUACUUCUCAUCGCGUAGGCUUAAUCUCAUGGACAGCGUUGGCAUCUGCUUGGCUUUGCUAUGGUAUUUAAUUCCAUUUACUUGAUUGCGAAGGAACAUAAUAGGCUAAUCAGUCAAGGGACAAAUGCUUUAUGAAAAGUUUGCCAAAAAAUCCUGGGUGUUUUUUUUUUUUUUCAUACUUUUUUUUUGUUUUGUUUUAAGAAAACAAAGGAGAACCAAUGUUACUGGUCCCAGGAAUUUGGUCGUUUGAUGUUAAAAAAAACAAAACAAAACAAUUUUUUUGAUAGCUUCUUAUGACCCUAGAUGGUUUUUGCUAGGAAUUGUUUUUUUUGUACAGUUGCACUUUAAUUUAUACUUUCUGAAAGUUUCUACGAGAAGCAAGGAAGAGAAAGACACGUUCAGCCUUUUGUACUAAUCAUUUUAGGUAAUGAAGACAAAUACAGGAUAUUUUUGCCAUCUACUGGCAGUUAAGUGGACGUUUUCAACUUGAAGUCCCUUUUUUUAACAAACACAAAAUUGCCUUACUUUUGUUACAGAUUACAUUUUGAUUCUCACUAGUGUGAAUUUCCAGCUCUGUUUUUUCCAGAAGCCGCACAAAGUAGAAAGCUGCCAAAAACCCAUCCGUUUUGCUGUUAAGUUCUCAUAUGCAGAAUCCAACACGGCAGUGUUUGGAUUACAAACCUGACAGCAGAACAAUUUUGUUUUUAAAGGAAACACUGGAAAUAUUUGUAGUACUCCUAGGUUUUGUAAUAAGCUUUUAUUAUAUUAUCCUUAUGAAAUAAAAUACUCUGGGGUGAGGGAUGGCUUUGACAGUGUGCCUGGUGGCUAUCAGGUGAUGCAUAUCUCCUGUGCUCCAGUAUAAGAAAGAACAGAGAAUACAGAAGCCUUCAUACAAAACAAAACAAAAGAAAAAGCCCUAGAGCCAAAUCUGGCCAGCAUGUUGCUCCUUAGGAGCUUUUGGAUCAGUGCUGAGAUGCCAGUAAAUGUUAGGCAAAGAGACCUGGAUGUUUUAGGUGCUGGAGAUAAGCUCCUCAGAAAGGAGCAGGACAGGGUGGCCAAGUGGCUGCAGGAACAGACAGGAAUUCCCAUCUAGGAAACAAUUAGGAAUCUCCGUGUCCCUGCUGUGAAGUAUAUUUGAAAUGUAAGAGGCUGUUUAAGUCAUCACUCACAAUUUAGCAUCUUGCCAAGGCACUUGUCCUGGAAACAACUGUGGCCCAGCUGAUAAUGGGCUCGUGCAUUAGAUGUAAUCUGUAGUUCAGAGGUGUGUAGAUGUACUGAUGUCUCGCCUUACACUUGUCCUCUGGGAUUUCCUAUCCAGCAGGACUAGUAGUGCUAAGCAGCAGCACGUUCCCUAAGGAAGCAAUACUUGCUUCCUGGAGGCACGUGGGAUUUCUAGCUGGUAGGAUAAGACCUUGUGGCACUUCGCAUCUUCUCAGACCCAUGCAAACAUUAACUAAAUGUAUGGGUCUGCAACACCAGUCCUGCCAAAAAGGCAACAAGAGUGUCUCAGGUUUCCAUAUGGAGAAAAGCAAAGAGACGAAGCUACUUUCAGCAGAGGCAUUGAAGCAAGUAGGUCAAGGUGGUUAGCACGUAGAGCUCCAGCCCAGAGCUGGUGGAAGGACCUCCUCAGCGAACAGAUGAGAUGAAACUCUCCAUUAAACAGCCUUACCUAAAUCCAUGCUGCAUUUGGAGAUGUUCUGAGAAGAUUCAUCAUUUUUAUUUUUAAUUUUUUUAACCCUCGAAUAGGCUGUUUUCUGGUUCCCAGAAGCGAAGAAACUACUGACCUCCAGUUAUGCUUUCUGGAGGCAAAGUUUAACUUUUACACUGUUACACUGUGGUCUGAUGUUUGAGUUAUACUGGUACAUGCACGACUAUUAGGAAAAGCAGGGUAGAUGUAUUUGAACUAAACAAACUUGAAUUCCUCCAAGUGCAAUUCUUCAUAAGCCACUGGACAGCUGUGCUUUGCAAGCCACAGAUUCACCCGAACAUUGCUUCAGCCCAGCCGGGAGAGAGACACCAUGCAGAGGUCAGUUAGGCUCCAGCAUUAACCUCCAGCUCCUGGGUGAGUUAAUUCAGAAAUAGCUUGUAAUGUACUAGUUGGCAAACAUAUAUAUGUGUAUAUUAUAUGGGUAGGGGCAGUUUGGUUCUCAGGAGUUGGAGCUAAUCAGGCAAAGGCAGCGGGAGGUUUUAGUUUAAUAAGUUAGAAGUGCACAUGCAGCAUGUGUGUCGAGUUCAGCUUUUCAGAAGGUGUGUACAAGCACAGGGAUGUGGGCAGUGGUGUAAAAAAUGAAGCAACUGGUUCGUAUCUGUUGUAUAUACAUUUUUUUUGUGUGAUUACAAUGCCAAAUCAUAUCAGAAUAGAUGAAGUCUGAACAAAGUAACCGUUCUGUCUACUCCGUUUCAUUUUACUGCUCUUUACCAUCAGUCUUUUGUGCACCCAUGUAGAAGGAAGAGAGACCCUAGCACAGGACAUGAAAUCGUGCCUUCAACACACAUUAGGACUGCUGGAAACUGCAGCUUUAUUUCCCGAGGUGCACAAAUCUCGCAGCUCACGCAGAAUCAUACCGGUGAGACAUGCAGGCCAUGUUCCUGAAAACUUGAAGUAUCAUUUGUUGUGCAGGUUUUUUUUGUUUUUGUUUUUGUAUUGGUUCAGAGAGGGAUGGGGGGAAGAAUCUCACAUCCGUCCCUUCAGGUGAGCCAAACAAAUCCCUGCUCCAGCUUCUGUAUUGUUGUAUUCUAAAGUUUUAGGAUUCAUUUUUGUGCAACUAUUUACAGCCACCUUUCUUAAGGUCUUACUUUGAUAUGGGCUCUCCACUUCGUGCUUUCCAUAGGCUUCCUGAGUCCUUCCCUCAUUGAUUUCUCUUCACCAUUUACUUACAAAAAGGCAACAGCUUCCUAUAAUUCUGAAUUUCCAGUCUGCCUCUUGGGACAUGGAUUUAAAGGUUCAUUCAGAGGUUUCUCUCUCCAUGCCUGAAAGAUGAACUGAUUUUCAGAACUCAUACAUUAUUCCUGUUGACCAAACACUGACUUUUGCAGCAGAACUGAUGCUGCACAUACGUAAUGCACUUAUCUUUGCUAGUUUUAAGCAUCAAAAUUAGACAGUCAGUCAGAACUAUGGAUUCAAAGCAUGUUUAGUGUUACAGAAACAGUCUGUUUCCAACAAAAAGCCUUGAAAUUCUUGCUGAAGCUGCCUUAAUUUAAAAAAAAUAUAUUUGUAAGACUCAUCUCUAAGUUUUUUUUUUUUAUCCAAGUUUUGAAAUAGUUUAUUUAUCCUCAUCUCACGAAGCUGUGAAGUAGAUACUGUAGACGUGGUAACAUUUAUUCUUGUUGCUGAAAGCAUGUUCAUGUGUUCUGUAUCAUGUUAUAUUCAUGUGUUUUGUACCUCAAUGCAUUUGUUUUUUUCUUUUAGAGUGCAAAGCAAAACUGAAUCCCAGGACAACUGUAGUACCCAUGGCCCAGCAUCUCUGGGCAGACAAUCCUCACCUCUGAGAUAGGAACCAGACUAGCCCAUAGCAAGGUUUUGUUUGGAUUAUAAAGAAUAUUUAUGAUUUUUCUUCUGUUAAGAUGCUGAAUUUUAAAAACCUCUGAGUAUAAGCAUCUCUUCCAAUAUAUAAUUAACAUGAAGCUCAGAAGAGAAUACGGAGUUCUAUGACUACUCCAUCCUUCUUGACAUUAUGUACUUUGUCAACUGAUUGGGAAGGUUGUGUUGACUGGUUCAUUGAAAUUGAGAUUUAUUUCUAGGUAUAGUCUUUGUGGAAGGGCACAGAGUUUGGGUUCAGUUUUGGCCUUUGUGCAAGUAACUGUGCAUUAGGUAAUCACAAAGAAGCCUUUUACCUUCUGUUGAUGGUGUGGAAAGUGGUUCUCAGUGUACUGCACUGCAUGUGAUAGCUGUUUCCAUGGUUGACAUUUGCACUUUAAUAAACUCAGAGACAAAAAAAAACAAACAAAAA
Molecule: messenger RNA, 6775 nt
Organism: Anas platyrhynchos (mallard)
Lineage: Eukaryota; Metazoa; Chordata; Aves; Anseriformes; Anatidae
Gene: PRKAA2
Product: protein kinase AMP-activated catalytic subunit alpha 2
Biological process (GO): protein phosphorylation; intracellular signal transduction
Cellular component (GO): cytoplasm
Molecular function (GO): AMP-activated protein kinase activity; ATP binding
Source: RefSeq, a predicted model, not a curated record